Messenger RNA from Fusarium musae, 1722 nucleotides. RefSeq lists its product as uncharacterized. NCBI's taxonomy places the organism in Eukaryota, Fungi, Ascomycota, Sordariomycetes, Hypocreales, Nectriaceae. The transcript is spliced from 2 exons. The coding region runs from base 1 to 1722 and encodes 573 amino acids. The record is from RefSeq and is a predicted model, not a curated record.
AUGCGUUUCAAUAAUCUGGUGGGCUUUGGCCUUCUGGCAGUCGAGUCUGCCCUCGCAGUCCCCUGCCCACCGGCAAGCACCGCAACCGCAACCCUCGAUGUGACUACUACCGCGACGUUGAGUAUCACUGAUGCGGCGACCGACACCGUUACAGACACUGUGUUUGAGACCAAUACCGUUAACUCAACGGCCGUGGUGACCUCUACAGAGGUGGAUGUUAUUGCUACGACUAGUACCGCAACUGUCAACGCCACAGAGACUGAGUUUACUACUGUCAACUCAACGGUCGUCUUCACGUCUACAGAGACUGAUGUGGACGUUGCCUCCACAACUGCUACUGUCAACUCUACUGCUGUCUUCACCAUUACAGAGACAGCGGAGGUCACCAGCACGGAGACUAACACUGUCAACAACACAGCUGUGUUCACGACCACCGAGGUUGAUGUCGAGACCAGCACCGAGACUGCUACAGUCAACUCCACGGUGCUAUUCACGUCCACAGAGACUGACUUCACCACCGAAGCGGCUACUGCCACAACUAUUGUCUUCGUCACAAACUCAACCACGGUCACUCAGACUUCCACUGUCAAUGCUACAGAGACAGCCUUCGAGACUGAUACGGUUCUCACCACUGCUACGGUGAACGCUACCUCAACUGUCAAUGCCACGUCUACAACAGUUGAGACCAACACGGCUUUCGUUACUUCAACUGUUGAUACCACUGCAACUGUAAACACCACGGCCACGGAUUUCGUCACUUCUACCGUCAACACUACAGCCACUGCUUUCGAGACUGAUACAGCUUUCACUACUGCAACAGUCAACACCACUGCAACUUCAUUCGAGACUGAUACAGUUUUCACGACUGCAACAGCGAAUACUACUGCAACAGACUUUGUCACUUCAACUGUCAACACUACAGCCACUGCUUUCGAAACUGAUACGGUUCUCACCACUGCAACAGUCAACACCACCGCAACAGACUUUGUCACUUCAACUGUCAACACUACAGCUACUGCCUUCCAGACUGAUACUGUGACUUCAACUGUGAACACUACAGCCACCGCAUUUGAGACUGAUACCGUGACCUCAACUGUCAACACUACAGCUACAGCCUUCCAGACUGACACGGUGACUUCAACUGUCAAUACUACUGCGACAAGCACAAACACUGUGACAACAACCCAGACUGUCUUUGUAACAGCUACAGUAACCCCAACCGAGGUGACAUCUACAGAGACCAGCACUGAGACUGAGACUGUAGAUGCGACUUCUGUAGUGACUGAUACUGUUGACUCAACUUCUACGGUGGUUGUUACUGCCACUGUGACAUCCACCGCUUCAGCGGCCCCCGCUUCUUCGGACACAACCAGUGCUUCCGGAGCAGCAACUACUACAACCGUCGUAGCAGCAGUUACUACGAGCGCUACUAGCGAGGCUGCCGCUUCGGCCUCAACGUCUUCUCCCGCAGCAGCUUCCUCUGACACUACAUCCGCAGCUACUGGAGCUGCCACUACCACAACCGUGGUAGCAGCGGGUACUACAAGCACUACUACUGAUCCUACUGUUUCUGCCACUGGAGCAGCCACCACGUCAUCUUCAUCUGCUGUUGAUGGCGCCCCCGUCGAUGACACUCCUACGACUUCAUCGGCUAGCCCCGCGGGCACUACGACUGCAACUACUACUGUUGAUGCCACUACCACAACCACAACUGGUGCCUAG